CACACAUUUGAAAAGAAGUGUUCGUGAGAUAAGGAAACGGCGCACAAAACAAAUAAAACUAAAGUGAUAUACAAACUUGGCGAUUGAACGAAAUCGAAAUGUCGCUUGUACCGUACUGGCUACGACACUUGAGGAAUCUGGCGUACAGGGAUCCGAUUGCUAGAGCAUUUGAAGAUCCUUUCUCCGUCUUCUCCCGGGACCCUUUCUUCCGCGAUCCGAUCAAGUACAUCAGGCAAGCCACCUCACCAAUUGAAGACAGUCAUGGCAUCGAAGGAGUAUACUCAGAUUCAGAGAUCAAAGUUGACGGCAAGAAAGUUGAAGUUCACCUGGAUGUGCAGAAUUUCACCCCAGAGCAAAUUCAAGUGAAAACUGUUGGUAACGAAAUUAUGAUUGAGGGCAAGAAAGAGAUAAAGAGAGAAGACGGCUGGACGAGGAGUCACUUCGAGAGAAGGUUCCUUCUUCCUGAAGGUUUCCCGCCGGAACGAGUAGAGUGUCACCUGGAUAAAGGGAAGCUGAAGCUUAUCGCCUUUAGAGCUGAACCGCUGCAGGAGAGGGCGGUGCCAAUUCAGGAGAAAUCUGUAAACAGUGAGCAAACAAAGUGAAAGAUGAGUUUUAAAUUAUAAGCUUAUAAACGCAAUCUUAUUUUUUUGCUGUAUUUAGACUGAUUAGGUUAUAUUU
Molecule: messenger RNA, 678 nt
Organism: Bombyx mori (domestic silkworm)
Lineage: Eukaryota; Metazoa; Arthropoda; Insecta; Lepidoptera; Bombycidae
Product: heat shock protein Hsp-12.2
Exons: 1
Coding region: 99-602 (167 amino acids)
Biological process (GO): protein refolding; response to heat
Cellular component (GO): cytoplasm; nucleus
Source: RefSeq, marked validated